CAUCAGAAGAUGCCGCCCGCAGUGCUUAUGCAACACAAGUCUUAUAUAAUCAACACAGGAAGGCAGCCAAGCCAAGCCAAGCAGCCAAGUGGUUAGCUCCCCCAUCUCCCAUAAAGGAACAUUACUGGAAGCAAGAUGUCAUUCUGCUCAUGGUUUGGUGGUGAAAAAUAUAGGGAUCAUUUUGAGCAUGGGGUAUACGCGUGCGGCGAGUGCGGCCACCCGCUGUUCCCGAGCUCGGCCAAGUACGAGCACCACACGCCCUGGCCCGCCUUCAGCCAGCCGGCCGGCGAGGGUGCGCUGCGCAAGCUGCCCGAAGCCGAGGGCGCUACCGAGACCAAGUGCCCGGCGCUGAAGGUGAUGUGCGGUAAAUGCGGCAAUGGGCUAGGGCAUGAGUUCCUCGGGGACGGCCCGGACGGCGGCUCGCGCUUCUGAAUAUUCUCACACGCCCUCAAGUUUGUGCCUCACAAAGAGGUGAUCAAGCGUGAGGGCGCUACCAAUGGCACGAAGGCUGAGUAGCGCUGCCCCGCCGGCAGCGCCGCCGGUGGGCGGCGACCCUGCUGGGGUGGCGACCCCGGCUGGAAGGCCGGACGACCCGCAGGCCGGGCCGUCCGGCUCCGGUCCACAGAUCCCGGACCGGGGGCGGCGAGGAGCGCGGCGAUGGCGCGGGACGCGGCCUCCGCGGAGAGGGACCGGCCGGCAGGAAGCGGCUCAGGGUGUUGUUACGUUUGGGAUCGGGCUGUGGUCCUCGCUCCUCACCCCCGGGACUGAGCUGCGGUCUUCACCAGGACUGGGCGCCGGUCCUGAUCUCUCUGGUUCUGGCCUCCGGGACCUGAUUGGUCCGUUGCCCUGAUCUCGAGUACUGGUCACUAGUCCUGACCUCUGGUGCUGGCCUCUAGUCUUGGCGGUAAUGGUUUUAAAUCCUAACUUAUGUCUGUCUCUAGCCGGGACGUUUGGCCUCCGUAUCGGCGUUUAUGUCUAUGUCUACCUAGUUGAUACUCGUCUAUGCUACCAACCCUCGUUAUCGGUCCGUGACCCUGACCGUUGGUGCCGGCGCCUGGUCCUGAACGCUGUCGCCGCCGCCGGUGCCGGCCUCGGGACGCGCCGGCUCCUUGCCGGGACGGAGCCGGCGGC
This is a messenger RNA of Pollicipes pollicipes, 1131 nucleotides long. Its product is annotated as methionine-R-sulfoxide reductase B1-A-like. Lineage: Eukaryota; Metazoa; Arthropoda; Thecostraca; Pollicipedomorpha; Pollicipedidae. The record is from RefSeq and is a predicted model, not a curated record. Gene Ontology annotation, cellular component: nucleus. Gene Ontology annotation, molecular function: peptide-methionine (R)-S-oxide reductase activity. Gene Ontology annotation, biological process: protein repair. The transcript is spliced from 5 exons.